This is a messenger RNA of Colossoma macropomum (tambaqui), 2862 nucleotides long. Its product is annotated as UDP-glucuronosyltransferase 1A1-like. The transcript has a single exon. The record is from RefSeq and is a predicted model, not a curated record. The coding region runs from base 1528 to 2424 and encodes 298 amino acids. Lineage: Eukaryota; Metazoa; Chordata; Actinopteri; Characiformes; Serrasalmidae. Gene Ontology annotation, molecular function: UDP-glycosyltransferase activity.
UAACUUGAAUCAAGCAAAAUUAUCUGUCAGUAUGGAGAGUUAUACUUAGAGAGAUUUCUUAAAAGUAUUAGUAAAAAUUUAAUUGGUUUAAGGUAUAGUGGCUAGAUUUAAGUAACACUAUUUUGAUCUGAGGUUGUAAUAAUUAUCUAAAUUUAACAAAAGUAGCAUAUGAGUCUUGUUUUAAGCAUUUUUUGAAAGUUCAUUUGGCUUGAGAAUGCUUGAACAGCUUCAGCUCAAAACUAGAGAAUCUUUGCUGUAAAAUUCACAAAAAUGUGCUUAAAAGUGCCUUGAAUCAACUCUAUAAUGCUUAAAAUAAGAUUCCUGAAAAUACUACUAAAAAUGAGACAUGCAAACUUUCACAGGAAUGACAAUAACCUGCUUUAUUAGCUCCAAACAGAUAAAAAAAAGACAGAAUCUAAUAAUUCUUUUUGCUCAUGUGGUGGCCCAGCUAACACUGAAAUCCUUAAAAGCCAGAACGUCUUAAAAAUGAUUGACAGAUCUUGCUUUUUUAUUUUGAGAUGAACAGGCAACACUAGAUGUUGUACGUAUGAGGUUUAUCACUAUGAAAGAGGAAAUGUAAAGACAACUUCUGUCAUUUUAAGAAUGCAAUGUUUUGGACGAUUAUAGAGCUACACAUCUGUCCGGUUAAAUUAUGAAAAUAAGUAAAGUUUUCUUGAAAUUUAUUCUUUUAUAGUGUAGAACUUCAAAACUGUUCAGAUCUCUCAAAAAGUUUCUCAUUUCUUUUGUGUAAAUAAGAUAAUUCUAGACAGAGAUUCUAAAAGCUGGCUGAUUAAUCACAUACAUACAAAUGUAGUCUAGAAUAGUUUAUCUUUGAAUGAAAAAGCAGUGAUUUUAAUCAUGAAGAUUUCAGGUUUUUUUAUUUGUUUAUUUGAUUUGUUUAGUUUUUGCAGUGUAUGGACAAAUCUUCCUUCUGGAUUUUGAAACAAGCAAUUUUACUGGCUCAAUGACGCUAAAAAGGCCAGCUAUUUAGGUUCUGAAACUUGGUGUUGAAUGACAAUGAUUUUGGUGCUGAUGUAACUUGGUACUGCAAUUGUUGAAUUUAAUACUCAGCCCUGAUCAUGAUACUGGAAGGCAUUUGUGCAGUGCACAAUAUGGAUCACAGUAUAUGUUUUUUCUGAGGUUUGAGGUCAAGUUGGAACAAACAGCAAAACAAAAAGACUUUGAAAAACUAUGAGUUAUGAUUUUUAAUUAACUCUAUUAUUCACUAACUACUAUGGAUUAUUCAGUAGCCUCUAUUAAUUAUUUAGGAAGAAAAUAAUGUGCACAAUCUGUGGUUAUGAGAGUGCAGUGUGGACCAAAGGGUCCUUGCAGUUCAAGGCACUGAAACUUCUCACCUAUUUUGUGGACUCUGAACUAUUGUGCGAUGACACCACUGCACACACAGAAUUAUAUAAGAGCUCACAGUCAGACCGAGUUGAGCUCAGUCUGCCUCAGUGUUGCUGGGCUGGGCCCUUUACUGUCACAUUAUAGUCCUGGCAAAAGGGGUUUUUGAGAGGCCUGGUAAGAAUGCAUUGUGUUACAGUUCUGGGGCUGCUGGCUUUGCUCUGCUGCUCUUCUAUAGGGACAGUACAAGGGGGGAAAAUAGUAGUCAUGCCUGUGGACGGCAGUCACUGGCUCAGUAUGAAGAUUCUGGUGGAGGAGUUGUCUCAGAAAGGCCACGAGAUGGUGGUUUUGGUUCCUAAGGCUAACUAUCAUAUCCGGAAUGGCAGCUACACCACUAGGACCUUCAAGGUACCCUACACAGAGGCUGAUCUGGAUGCUUCAAUAGAUAUGAUUAAAAAGUGGAUGCUGAAGGCUCCAGGACUUUUCAAUGUUCCAGAAAUGUUCAAAAUAGGUAUGAAUUUCACAGAGUUGCAGGUGAAAGGCUGUGAAGCCCUGCUGUAUGAUGAGUCUCUGAUGAGGAGCCUGCGGGAGCAAGGCUUCGAUCUCAUGCUAACUGACCCUUUCCUGCCUUGUGGUACGAUCAUCGCUGAUGCUUUCUCGAUUCCUGCCAUUUAUUUCUUGCGUGGGAUCCCCUGCGGACUGGACCUGGAAGCAGCCCAGUGCCCCUCACCCCCUUCUUAUGUCCCACGGCUCCUUACGGGAAACACAGACACCAUGACUUUCCCUCAAAGGGUUAAGAACAUGCUCAUGGUGGGAGUCGAGUUGAUCCUCUGUCAGACUCUUUAUGGCAGCUUUGAUGAACUGACCAGCAGAUAUCUGAAGAAGGACACCUCCUAUAAACAGCUUCUUGGUCAUGGUGCGAUUUGGUUCAUGAGGCACGACUAUACGUUUGAGUACCCUAAACCCCUAAUGCCCAACAUGGUGAUAGUUGGAGGCAUCAAUUGUGCCAAGAAGAAGCCCCUGUCAGCGGUGAGUAGUGCUGAACAACAUCUGUGUUUUUCUCUUUAUAGUUUGAUUUGAUCAGAAUUUGACUUAAAAUGUCAGCACUGUGGUAGAUUUAAGGCAUCAAAAAUGUUGAAAGAGUUACCAAACUUGUGUUGCAUCCAUGUGCUAAGAACAGACUCGGUGUUCGUCAGCCAGUGUUGACAAGUGCACCAUCACCCCCUGCUCUGAGCUCUGCCUUCAGUUUCUCAUGGUUUCCCCUGUGUUCUUGUUACGAGAUCACGUCUGACCACAUGAGAGAACUUCAGGGCUGCUAUGAAUUUCUAAAGGAAUAGUUUGAAAAAUCAGGUUUACACAGUUUUUAACUUACUCCAGAUGUAGUCAAUCAGCUGAGACCGGUUUGUCUCCACAUUUCGCUUCUUUACUUUAGAGCUGUAGCUAAAACGCUAAAGUUGCUAACAAAUCCUAGAAGUUAAUAGUCAUACAAAUCUUUUCCUUUAAUAGAUCAACAAAACG